Phyllotreta striolata is the source of this 543-nucleotide messenger RNA. NCBI's taxonomy places the organism in Eukaryota, Metazoa, Arthropoda, Insecta, Coleoptera, Chrysomelidae. The record is from the annotation of a GenBank genome assembly.
AUGGUACAAAUGGUUAACAUUUUCAAGAAAACGAUAUUCCCUUCGACGAUGGCGCCCCCGUACGGCUCGGACCCCAACGAGGAGCCCAUAUCGCGCACCUACCAAUACAGGAAGGUGAUGAAGCCGAUGCUGGAGCGCAAGCGACGCGCCAGAAUCAACCGCUGCCUGGACGAGCUGAAGGAGCUGAUGGUGACGGCGCUGCAGAACGAGGGCGAGAACGUCUCGAAGCUGGAGAAGGCCGACAUCCUGGAGCUGACCGUCCGGCACCUGCACACGCUGAAGAACCACCGGCAGCUGGCGGCGCCGGCGCCGGCGGAGCAGGGCUACGCGGACCGGUUCCGGGCGGGGUUCGCGCAGUGCGCCCAGGAGGUGACGCACUUCGUGGCGACGCCGACGGACGGCGUCGAUCCGACGGCGGGCAGGAAGCUGCUGCAGCACUUGGGCGCGUGCGUGCGGCGGCUGGAUUACGCGUCGCGGUGUUGCGAGGGGAAGGACGCCGGGACGCCGGCGGCGGGGCAGGUGUGGCGGCCUUGGUCGGGGUAG